AUCAGUAUGGUCAGUGUGGUCAUCUUCUACGAGGACAGGAACUUCAUGGGCCGCUCCUAUGAGUGCAGCAGCGACUGUUCCGAUAUGUCCUCCUACCUGAGCCGCUGCCACUCCUGCAGGGUGGAGAGCGGCUGCUGGAUGGUCUACGACCGCCCCAACUACAUGGGAAGACAGUAUUUCAUGAGGAGGGGCGAGUACGCCGACUGCAUGGGCAUGCUGGGAAUGACCGACUGGAUCAGGUCUUGCCGCAUGAUCCCCAUGUACAGGGGAUCCUACCGCAUGAGGAUGUAUGAGAGGGAGAACUUCAUGGGCCAGAUGAUGGAGGUGACCGAGGACUGCGAGUCCAUCAUGGACCGCUACCACUGGUCCGGCGGCUGCCAGUCUUGCCACGUGAUGGACGGCCACUGGCUCAUGUACGAGCAGCCCCACUACAGAGGCAGGAUGUGGUACUUCAGGCCCGGAGAGUACAGGAACUUCAGGGAGGUGAUGGGAAUGAGCGGCAUGAGGUUCAUGAGCAUGAGGCGCAUCAUGGAUUCCUGGUAUUAA
Pygocentrus nattereri (red-bellied piranha) is the source of this 546-nucleotide messenger RNA. Its product is annotated as gamma-crystallin M2-like. The transcript is spliced from 3 exons. The record is from RefSeq and is a predicted model, not a curated record. NCBI's taxonomy places the organism in Eukaryota, Metazoa, Chordata, Actinopteri, Characiformes, Serrasalmidae. Gene Ontology annotation, biological process: lens development in camera-type eye; visual perception. Bases 7 to 546 code for a protein of 179 amino acids. Gene Ontology annotation, molecular function: structural constituent of eye lens.